This is a messenger RNA of Durusdinium trenchii, 1077 nucleotides long. Lineage: Eukaryota; Dinophyceae; Suessiales; Symbiodiniaceae. The record is from the annotation of a GenBank genome assembly.
AUGUCGUCAUCUCCUAAUCGGCCUUGUAGCUUGACUCCCGCUGGCCCUUUCCUGGAGCUCCGCGAGCCUGUGCAUAUGAGGGAGGAGGAGUGUGAACAAAUCUGUGGCGUGUGGUGCCUUUGUGGGCUUAGUGAGGAGGCUUCAGUCUCUGCCUAUUGCAGACCUAUACCUUUGGAGAUCGAGGUGCUCAGCUCUGAACAUCAAGAGGGGGACCAACAUCUGGAUGCUUUGAGUUCAGAGCUCUUUCAUUUCUUGUUCAUUGUGGAUGCUCCAGCCAGUGGGAAAACGACGAAGGAUCCACCAUCGCAGCACUGUGAAAGCCACACAGUGGAGAUCCAUUGCACGCUGAACUCAACAGAUUGGCGUGUGCCAGGAGUGCAAAAGCUGGCCCUUCUGGCCACUGGCCGAGUCUUUGGCCGUUAUAGGGAGCUGAUUGGAAGCUGUGAUCGUUGGUGUUAUCAUGACCAAGUGCGUGGCUGCAGUGCAGGUGUGGUGUUUCUCCGAGAUUGGGGAUGUAUCUUGUGCUUCACGCGAAGCCGACUGGUCCGGGUCCACUGGCUCACACGGGAGGACUACAUCCCAAGGUCUCCCACAACAAUGCCAGUGGUUUUUCUGGGCGUGAGGCUGCAUGGUUUACGUCAAGUCCAUCAGUUGGAUGGUUUCGAGGUGCGGAAUUCCUUGUGUACAGUAGCUAUUGGUUGGCAGCUCCGCUUGGGUGGAUGGCCAAGACCUCACAUCACAUUGGCCUGGACGCUGGGUAAGACCGCCAGUAGUUCAAGUGAUGCCUUUGUGCCGAAGUCUUGCAUUCGUUUGGGAAAGCUUGAUGGGCCCUUGACCUUCCAAAUCACUUCCAAAUGGUCAUCAGGUGGUGGUUACAACCUCUCAGCUUCCCACCACAUCGCCGACUGCAUUGACACCACCCGCUUCCCCAUGCGCAACGACGGCGGGUCACCAGGCUCUACGGCGUGGUGGCACAUCAGUGGCGAGGCGCUGCAGUUGGAGGAGCUCUGCAGCGAGGCGCCGAGCCGGCGAUGGGUUCCGGGAGACUUCUCCGUGGAGACCUUGGAGUUUUAUUGA